Messenger RNA from Blepharisma stoltei, 351 nucleotides. NCBI's taxonomy places the organism in Eukaryota, Ciliophora, Heterotrichea, Heterotrichida, Blepharismidae. The record is from the annotation of a GenBank genome assembly.
AUGUUAUUUAGUAGAAAUCCAAGAUUUAGAACCCUUUCCAAAAUUUAUGGAUUCUUCAUAAUCAUUGGAUCUGGCACAACUCAUUGGUUCAAGGACAACUCAAAUUCACUAGCAAGCCAAGCUAAGUAUCAGUACAAAUUAUGGACUGAAAAUAAUUCUAUUUUGCAUCAAUGAAUGAAAGCUUAUCAAUCACCUCCGCGCUCAUUUAUUAAGACAGCAUCUCCAGACCUUCUAAAAGCACAAGAAGCUUCUAGACAGAAAUAUAUCAACAAACAUCAUUUAAUAGAUGAAGAAGAGUUUACAAGGAUGAAACUAUGGAACUCAUUUUGAAAAUAUGAUACUAAAAACUAG